This is a messenger RNA of Anguilla anguilla (European eel), 4541 nucleotides long. RefSeq lists its product as uncharacterized. Bases 2130 to 3707 code for a protein of 525 amino acids. The transcript has 2 exons. NCBI's taxonomy places the organism in Eukaryota, Metazoa, Chordata, Actinopteri, Anguilliformes, Anguillidae. The record is from RefSeq and is a predicted model, not a curated record.
AGGCGUGUGAGCUGCAAUGUACUAGUAGAGUCAGAACAGUCAAUCUGGUCUCUUUCAUUGAGAGACAAGCUAAUAUAAUUUCAGACCCAAUAUAUGGCAAUAUUCAGGAUUUGAGCUCUGCUAAGGUAAAGCCUAAAAUAACAGUGAGGCCCAAAUCAAAAGGAACCUUUGCCACCAAUGUUAAUGUGAAAUCAAACCAGGAACCUAGAGGCCCAAAUAUCUCAUGCCUGUUCUGCAAAGGGGACCAUGAACUGAAAUCAUGCUCUGAAUCUGGAAAUAAAGUACACAGGGAAAAGAUCACAUUCCUAAGACAGAAUGGAGUCUGUUUUGGAUGUUUAAUGAAGGCUGGGCAUGUGAGCAAAGACUGCACAGGGCAUCUCAGUGGCUCUAUAUGCAAGAAAAACCAUCCUAGUGUACUACAUAUCAAGGCAGAACAGUCAGUGAAAGCCCAUGUGAGUAGUGCGCAGGUGUCGCUCAGAGCUGGUGAGCAUUCUGGGGCUGGUGACAAAGAGAGUAGCACAGAGUGCAUGCUUUCCAUUGUGCCAGUUCAGGUAAAACACUCAAAAGGAAGCAAAGUAAUAUAUACGUAUGCAUUUCUUGACCCUGGUAGUUCUGCAACCUUCUGCACAAAGAGCCUCAUUAGUAAAUUGAACAUCACAGGGAGAAAAACCAACAUCUUGUUCUGAACUAUGUCCCAGGAGAAGCCUGUGAGCUCAGACGUCAUCACAGGGUUAGAGGUCUCUGCUGUAGAUGAAAACAACUUCAUUGCAUUACCAGAGGUAUACACUCAGAGAAGCAUGCCAGUAGACACAUAUAGCAUUCCCACCAAUGAUGAUCUCUCUAGAUUUCCUUACCUUAGUGAGGUGAACAUUCUUAGAAUCAAAGCCGACGUGGAGUUGUUGAUUGGCAGCAAUGUUCCAAAGGCUCUAGAACCAUGGGAAGUAGUCAACAGUCAAAGCGAUGGGCCAUACGCAGUUAAAACCAUAUUGGGCUGGGUUGUCAAUGGUCCUCUAAAUGGAAGUUGCAUGAAUAGCUGUCCUAAAGUCACAGCAAACAGAACUUCUGUUACAAACCUGGAAGAGCUGUUGUUGCAGCAGUAUAACCAUGACUUCAACGAAAGCUCACAGGACAAAGUUGAAAUGUCCCUGGAGGACAAGAGAUUCAUGACUAUAGCAGAAAACUCAGUCAAUUUGCUAGAUGGACAUUAUACUUUGAACUUACCUUUUAGAAGAAAAGACUUAGUUAUGCCAGAUAACCACCAGGUGGCAGAGCAGCAUCUUUCUAGUCUAAAAAAGAAGUUCCAAAAGAAUGACCUAUUCAAAACUGAAUACACAGAAUUCCUCACAGAAGUCAUCAACAAAGGACAUGCAGAGGUGGUGCGACAGGAUGAAUAGAAAAGAUCUGAUGGUAAAGUCUGCUACAUCCGACACCACGGUGUAUACCACCACAAGAAAGGUACCAUAAGGGUUGUCUUUGAUUGUGGUGCAACUUUUCGUGGCACAUCUUUAAAUUCUGAACUCUUGCAAGGUCCAGAUCUGACAAGCUCUCUUUUUGGUGUUCUUACGAGAUUCCGACAAGAGCCUGUUGCAGUGAUGACAGAUAUUCAGACAAUGUUUCAUCAGGUCAGAGUGUCAAAAUCUGAUGUUGACUUCUUAAGAUUUCUGUGGUGGCCUAGUAAUGAUGUCAGUAAGCCUCCAGUUGAGCACCGCAUGUUGGUGCACCUUUUUGGAGUGGUAUCGUCUCCAAGUUGUGCAAACUUUGCAUUAAGGCAGACAGCUAGAGACAACAAGAGCAUGUUUCAUCCCAAGGUAAUAAGCACUAUUGAGAACAAUUUUUAUGUUGAUGAUUGCUUGAAGUCCCUCCCAUCUGAACAGGAAGCAGUGGAGCUGGUCAAAGAGCUUACAUCUCUCUGUCAAAAAGGAGGAUUCCGUCUGACCAAAUGGAUGAGCAACAGCCGAACUGUACUUGCGCAUAUUCCAAAGGAGGACAGAGCCCAUGAGGUCAGGGAACUGGACCUAGACAGAGACAAACUGUCAAUAGAAAGAGCACUUGGAUUAUUAUGGAGUGUUGAGGAUGACAUGUUUAAGUUCAACAUCAUUGUGAAAGAUAAACCUCACACUUGAAGAAACAUGCUGUCCAUAGUGAGCUCAAUCUAUGACCCACUUGGUUUCUUGUGCCCUCUCACUCUACCUGUAAAGUUGCUUCUUCAGGAGCUCUGCAGGAGCAAACAUGACUGGGACAGCAGAAUACCUCAAGCUGCAUCUGACAAAUGGAGAAGAUGGAUCGAUCAUCUUGAUGUGUUGGAGAACUUCCAAGUGGCUCGUUGCGUGAAACCAUCUGGAUUUAGACCACUCAGACAAACUGAGCUACAUCACUUUUCCGAUGCCAGCGAUCAUGGGUACGGCACAGUAAGUUACCUCAGAUUGACUGCAGACAAUCAUAUGGUACAUGUAUCCUUCAUGCUUGGUAAAGCAAGAGUGGCUCCUCUAAAACAGAUGACCAUCCCUCACAUGGAACUGGCAGCAGCAGUGCUGGUUGUUAAAGUUGACAAGAUGCUGAGAAAGGAGGUGGAGUUAAAGCUCAGUCAGUCAACCUUUUGGACCGACAGUCAAUCUGUUUUGAAGUACAUAGCAAAUGAGCAAACAAGAUUUCACACUUUUGUGGCCAACAGAAUCUCUCUCAUAAGGGACAACACAGAUGUAUCACAAUGGAGGUACAUCAGAACCAAACUGAAUCCAGCUGACAUGGCAUCAAGAGGUGUGAGUGCAAGCACAUUGGUCAAGUGCAAGGAAUGGAUCCAGGGACCAGAGUUUCUGUGGAGGACAGAAGAGGAAUGGCCUCAAAUCCCCAUGGAGUCCCUCUCACUCUCUCAGGAUGAUCCAGAGGUGAAAAGGAGCACCGCUGUGUUCAGUGUUGUCAUCAAAGACAAAGAAAAGGAAAACCCAACAAACAAGCUACUGGAACACUUUUCUAGUUGGCACAAAUUAAAGAGAGCAGUGGCAUGGUAUUUAAAAUUAAAAGACAUUCUUCAGUCACUCUUCAGAGUGAAAAGAAAAGAAAUCAAGUCUAGUCAUGACACAAAGUCUCAAACAAGAGCCCAGAGCAAAAUGAUGUGUGACCAAAUACAAGCUUUUAAGACUACACUUGGAAGACAGUCAAUAAGUUUGGAUGAUCUGUUGAAAGCAGAAAGGGCCAUCAUUGUGUUCUGCCAAAGACAGAGAUAUUCAGAUGAAAUGGCAGAGAAGUUAGAGAAAACAUCCUCUACUGGAAAGGCCUUCAACAGACAAAGUAGCAUCUACAAGCUUGAUCCAGUGCUAGAGGAUGGAGUUUUACGAGUAGGAGGGAGAUUGAACAAGUCAGCAAUGCCUGAUGAGGCCAAGCGACCAAUGAUUCUGCCAAAGGAUCAUCACAUUUCCACUCUUGUGCUUCGUCACAUACAUGAACACCUUGGGCACGGCGGCAGAAAUCACAUCCUCUCACAACUCCGGCAAAAGUACUGGAUUGUUAAUGCCAACUCCGCUACUCGUAGGGUAAUAUCCAGAUGUGUUGUGUGCAGACGCAUAAGAGGCAAGAUGGGGGAGCAAAAGAUGGCAGAUCUUCCCAAGGAGAGACUAAGAGCUGAUCUUCCACCAUUCAGCAAUGUUGGACUAGACUACUUUGAGCCUUUUGACGUAAAAAGAGGAAGAAGUCACGUGAAAAGAGGAUGAAAAAGACCUUGAGGCGCUGACUCCGAACCACAUUCUCCUUUUAAAGACUCAUCCUGCUUUCCCACCUGGAUUGUUCCAGAAAUCUGACUUGUACAUUAAACGACGUUGGAAGCAAGUUCAGUACCUAGCUGACUUGUUUUGGAAAAGAUGGACUCGAGAGUAUUUACCAUUAUUACAGACAGAAAUGGUUUACUGUAAAAAGAGGAUUCCAGAGAGGGGAUGUCGUAAUGGUGGUCGACAGCACAGCUCCUCAUGGAUCCUGGCCUCUUGGAAAGGUACUCGAAGUCCAGCCUGACUCUAAAGGACUAACAAGAGCUGUUACACUCAAGACUAAGACUGGUGUCUUGGAAAGACCAGUGACAAAGCUCUGCCUGCUUCUUGAAGGCUCAGAGGUCACUGAAUGAAGAUUGACCUGCUUGGCAAGACAUAAAGAUAAGUACCACAUUGUACAUUCACUCUCAUUUCUUGAUUUUUCUUGAAUGUUUAGAAUACAUGAAUGGCUCCUUAUAUAGCAUUUCUGUUUGUAAUUGUUGCAUAGACACACAAUUAGGGGCCGGUGUGUAGGAGCCAUUAAUUUAUGUUGGUUUAUAAUAAGAACCCCAAAAAGGUAUUAUGAAGGAAUUAUUUAUUUAUUCUGUUCUACAUUUAAGUUGAAAUUAUAAUGGAAUUUAUCAUGUAUUUGUUAUUUAUUGUUUAGUGUGCAUUGAUUAUUUUAUGAGUGUGUCCCUCUAUAGGAGAAGGGGGAAUAAAUUAUAUUUAAGAUGGUGCGGUGAGGCGGGCCCGCGGGAGUAGCCGGGUGCGAGCGGAAACGGUCAUUGACUGUGUUUUGCACAA